GCUGGCUCUGCUGCCCCUGCCUGCAGCCAUGCAGUCGACCUCCACGGCGUCCCAGGCCGACCGGCUCCUGCAGCGCAAGCCCCAGCCCUCGUCGUCGCUGUCGUCGCGCGACACCUCGCCCGGCCCGCCGCAGCUCGACCCGCGCCUCGACAAGCGCACCGACGACUGGCCUGUCCAAGCUGGUACGACUGGCUCGGCUGGCAAGCCCGCCGCGCCGGGUUACCUCCUCGACAAGGGCUCAGUCGAGGAGCCGCCGUCAUCGAACCGGGUCGACUAUGCCGUCCUCGCGCUCGUCUUCGUCCUCGCGGCCAUUGUGCGCUUCUGGCACAUCGACUUUCCCGCCCAGGUCGUGUUCGACGAGGUGCACUUUGGCAAGUUCGCGAGCUACUACCUGCGGCGAGAGUACUUCUUCGACGUCCACCCUCCACUCGCCAAGCUCCUCCUCGCGUUCCAGGGCUGGCUCAUCGGGUACGACGGCCACUACGAGUUUGACAACAUUGGCGAGUCGUACAUCUCGAACAAGGUGCCGUACGUCGGCAUGCGCACCCUCCCGGCCCUCCUCGGCAGCGCCAUCCCGACCGUCAUCUAUGCCAUCAUGCGCGAGAGCGGGUACCCGAGGCUCGUCGGCCUCUUCAGCGCCUUCCUCGUCCUCUUUGACAACGCCCACAUCACCCAGACCCGGCUCAUCCUCCUUGACGCGCCCCUGAUCCUGUUCAUGUGCCUUGCCUUCUACUCGUACAUCCGGUUCCACAAGCUGCGCUACUCCGAGUUUACGCGUCCCUGGUGGACCUGGCUCGUCCUGACGGGCGUCUUCCUGUCGCUCACCAUCUCGUGCAAGAUGGUCGGCCUGUUUGCGUUUCUCGCCGUCGGGACCGCCGUCAUUGUCGACCUGUGGAACAUCCUCGACGUCCGCCGCGGCCACUCGAUGGACUACGUCACUCGGCACUUCUUCGCUCGCGUCGUCGGCCUCAUCCUCGUGCCGGCCUGCGUCUACCUCUUCUGGUUCUGGGUCCACUUUGCCGUCCUCACUCGGUCGGGCUCGGGCGACGACUUUAUGAGCCCGGCGUUCCAGCAGACGCUGCUCGACAGCCCGUUGACGGCGCUCGCCGAGGAGAUCCGGUACUACGACACUCUCACGAUCCAGCACCGCGGCACCAAGGCGUUCCUGCACUCGCACCCGGACCGGUACCCGCUCAAGUACGACGACGGCCGCAUUUCGUCGCAAGGGCAGCAGGUGACGGGCUACCCGUUCAACGACACGAACAACCAGUGGAUCGUCGAGCCGACGCGCGAGUUGCCCGACACGGGCCGCGGCCGCAUCGUGCGCCACAACGAUGUCGUCACGCUGCGCCACGUCAUCACCAACACGACGCUCCUCACGCACGACGUCGCCUGUCCGACGCUCGCGACCAACACCGAGUUCACGACGUGGGGACGGCCAUGCGCGACCAAGCGCGCCGACACACACUUCCGCAUCAACGUCGACGGCGCGCACGAGGGCCAGCAGUGGAUGACCAAGUCGGGCCACUUCCAGCUCGUGCACGUCCCGACGCGCGUCGCCAUGUGGACCCACACGGACCCGGUCCUGCCCGACUGGGCGUACAAGCAGCAGGAGGUCAACGGCAACAAGAACCUGCGCGACAAGUCGACGUACUGGGUCGUCGACGAAAUCGUCCACGACGAGGCCAAGCCCGACCUGAUGCGGCCCAAGAAGGAGGCGCGCAAGCCGGCCAAGAUGAGCUUCCUGCGCAAGUUCUUCGAGUUGCAGAUCCUCAUGCUGCAGCACAACGCGGGCCUCACCGACUCGCACCCGUACGCGUCGGGCCCGGUCAACUGGCCGUUCCUCCUGAGCGGUAUCAGCUUCUGGACGGGUGACGCCGAGGCGAGGACCCAGGUGUACCUCAUCGGCAACGUCGUCGGGUGGUGGACGUGCAUCAUGGCCCUGAGCGUCUUUGUCGGCGUCCUCGCGGCCGACCAGCUCGCCCACCGGCGAGGCUUGACGCCCAUCCCGACUCCGAUCCGCAACCGGCUGUACAACAGCGGCGGCUUCUUCCUCGUCGCGUGGCUGUUCCACUACGCGCCCUUCUUCACCAUGUCGCGCCAGCUGUUCCUGCACCACUACCUCCCCGCGCACGUCACGUCGGCCCUCGUCGCCGGCGUCGUGUUCCACUUCCUGUUCUGCGGCGACUCGGUCAACUACCCGGUGUCGGUCGCCGGGCGCUCGACGCGCCGGCGCCCUCGGCAGCGCGCCGUCGUCGGCAAGCCCAUGAAGGUCGCCUUUGUCGCGUUUGCGACGCUCCUCGUCGCCAACUACUGGUUCCUGCGCCCGCUCACGUACGGCACGCCCGGAUUGACGCCCGACCAGGUCGACCGCCGCAAGAUGCUGUCGUCGUGGAGCCUGCACUACGCGGGCAAGCCCGGCGGCGGCGGCGGCGGCGGCGGCGACAAGGACCAGUGA
Rhodotorula graminis WP1 is the source of this 2458-nucleotide messenger RNA. Its product is annotated as glycosyltransferase family 39 protein. NCBI's taxonomy places the organism in Eukaryota, Fungi, Basidiomycota, Microbotryomycetes, Sporidiobolales, Sporidiobolaceae. The coding region runs from base 29 to 2458 and encodes 809 amino acids. The transcript has 11 exons. Gene Ontology annotation, molecular function: dolichyl-phosphate-mannose-protein mannosyltransferase activity. The record is from RefSeq and is a predicted model, not a curated record. Gene Ontology annotation, cellular component: endoplasmic reticulum; membrane. Gene Ontology annotation, biological process: protein O-linked glycosylation via mannose.